This is a messenger RNA of Mauremys mutica (yellowpond turtle), 816 nucleotides long. RefSeq names its product mitochondrial ribosomal protein S12 (gene MRPS12). The transcript is spliced from 3 exons. Lineage: Eukaryota; Metazoa; Chordata; Testudines; Geoemydidae. Gene Ontology annotation, biological process: translation. The coding region runs from base 156 to 626 and encodes 156 amino acids. Gene Ontology annotation, cellular component: ribosome; small ribosomal subunit. Gene Ontology annotation, molecular function: structural constituent of ribosome. The record is from RefSeq and is a predicted model, not a curated record.
UAGAGGCGGGGCGGGGCGGGGCGGGGCUCGGCUCUCGUGCGGCCAACCAAGAGGCGGCGCGGUCGAAACCAAUCAGAGAGCGGGGGGCGGCAAGAUGGCGGCUGCGGAGUGAGGGGACUUGUAUUCAUGGUCUCUGGGGCUUUAAUGAGCUUUUAAUGCGGAGAAUGUCGUGCAGGGGUUUCCUGAGGUUGCUGGCAUCACCUUUGAGAUGGAGUAUCAAUCCUUUCCCUCUUGCCUUUGUACCAGGGAGAUGGCCAUUAACCCAAGCUCUGGGCCAGCUGGAAACCCGCACCAUGGCCACCCUCAACCAGAUCCACCGUAAGGGCAAGCCAAAGUUUCCCCCACUCAAACUUGGCCCCACCUUUGGCAACCCCCAGCUCAAGGGAGUGGUCCUCAAGACCAUGAUUCGCAAGCCCAAGAAGCCCAACUCUGCCAACAGAAAGUGUGCCCGGGUGCGGCUCAGCAACGGCAAGGAGGUGGUCUGCUUCAUUCCCGGAGAAGGUCACAACUUGCAGGAGCACAGUAUUGUGCUGGUGGAAGGUGGAAGGACACAGGACUUGCCGGGGGUGAAGCUCAAAAUAGUGCGUGGGAAAUAUGACUGCGCCCAUGUUCAGAAGAAGAAAUAAGCGCCUCGGCGCUGAGAGGUGUCGUGGGAUUGUAAAGUUCCCUGCUUAGCAGGAAAGGAGUUUUAGUCACGUCUGCAUUUGUAUCAUGGCAGAUAUCCUCCAGAGACAUUACUACUGGCUCUGUACUGUUGUGAAGUAUUUACAUGCAGACCAUGCUCAUUAAAUUCUAACUCAUCUCUGAGAGACAGGA